This is a messenger RNA of Paramuricea clavata, 600 nucleotides long. The record is from the annotation of a GenBank genome assembly. Lineage: Eukaryota; Metazoa; Cnidaria; Anthozoa; Malacalcyonacea; Plexauridae.
AUGUUGCUUGAAAAGGAACUGCGAGGAAAAGUAAUAGAAGAAGUUAAAUGUGCGGGUAUGUUUUCCGUUAUGGCAGAUACUACUCCGGACGAAGAGCACACGGACAGACUCUCCGUUGUUCUAAGAUAUGUCAGCGCCACUGGAAAGCCAACUGAAAGAUUGCUGGAUCUUUCGAAGACGGAGGACAAGACCGGUCUUGGACAAGCACAAGACAUCCUGUCGACGAUAAAGCGGUGUGGUUUGAAUACCGAUGGCCUGUGUUUUCAGUCAUACGACUUCGCCGCCGCAAUGUCUGGUGAAUUCAAUGGUGCCCAGAAGAAUUUGUCCGAGCUUGUUGGACGCAAUAUUCCUUACAUACCAUGUCAAGCACACCGCUGCAACACCGUAAUUGAGCAUAGUUGUAACGCAAGCGCCAUUGUCCGGGAAAUGUUUGAGAUACUGCAGGCACUUUAUGUAUUCUUCACAUCUAGUACGAAACGGUUCCAGCCACUGAAAGAUGAAAUUACCAAGGUCGAGAACUGCCUGAUGCUCAGAAACCUGUCCAAAACCCGAUGGAGUGCAAGGGCGGGGAGUAUUCAAGCUGUCUGGACAUCAUUUGAA